CUUUCGAUCUUCUGAAAGCGAGUGAAUGAAAUGUCAAAAAUUAUUUGUCAAAAACUAGAAGUAUUUUUCAAAAGAAUUUUUUUCCGUUUUUGUGUAUGUUACUAAAAAUUAAUAACAUUGUUUUCGUGACUUGAUUCCAUAUUUUUUACAGAUCUUUUUUAAUAAAAUAAAAAUGUCCUAUCAAGAUGAUGAAGAGGGAGUGCCAUUUGAUGGUACAGCUGGUUCUUUUCCAAAAGAUUUUGGUUAUGGACCAUUUGAUGGUGACCAGGACAUUAUGUCUUCAUCAGGAGACCAAAAACCUAGGAUUUUGUUAAUGGGUUUGAGAAGAUCAGGAAAAUCUUCUAUACAGAAAGUAGUCUUCCAUAAAAUGUCACCAAACGAAACUUUAUUCUUGGAGAGUACAAACAAAAUUGUUAAAGAUGAUAUCAAUAACUCUAGUUUCGUUCAGUUCCAAAUAUGGGAUUUUCCAGGACAGAUUGACUUCUUUGAUUCUAGUUUUGAUUACGAUAUGAUUUUUGGUGGAUGUGGAGCUCUUAUAUUCGUAAUAGAUGCUCAGGAUGAUUAUAUUGAAGCUUUGAAUAAAUUGAAUUUAACUGUAACAAAAGCUUAUAAAAUCAAUCCAAAUAUAAGAUUUGAAGUAUUUAUUCAUAAGGUUGAUGGUUUAGGGGAUGAUUUUAAGAUGGAAUCUCAAAGAGAUAUACACCAGAGAGCUACUGAUGAUUUGACUGAUUCAGGUUAUGACCAGAUUAAUCUUAGUUUUCACCUAACAUCGAUAUACGACCAUUCAAUUUUUGAAGCAUUUUCCAAAGUUGUUCAAAAAUUAAUACCUCAGUUACCUGCUUUAGAAAACUUACUUAACAUUCUGAAUACUAAUUCCGCCAUUGAAAAAUCAUUCCUUUUUGAUGUAGUAUCUAAAAUAUACAUUGCGACUGAUUCCACACCUGUAGAUAUGCAAAGCUAUGAACUCUGUUGUGAUAUGAUCGAUGUAGUGAUAGACGUAUCUUGGAUAUAUGGAAUAAAAGAAGAACAAGACCCAGCUGCCUUUGAUGAACAAAGUUCGAGUUUAAUAAAGUUAAAUAAUGGUACUGUUCUCUAUUUAAGGGAAGUCAAUAAAUUUCUUGCCUUAGUUUGUAUAUUGCGGGAAGAUAAUUUUGUAAGCAAAGGAAUAAUCGAUUAUAACUUUUUGUGUUUCCGAAGUGCCAUACAACAAGUGUUUGAAUUAAGGAACAAAAGCGCUUCACCCAUGACAAAUUCUGUUGGAAGCCCUGUUGUAAACGGUACCAAUAUAGUCGGUGAUGAACAUUCGACAUAA
This is a messenger RNA of Psylliodes chrysocephalus, 1312 nucleotides long. NCBI's taxonomy places the organism in Eukaryota, Metazoa, Arthropoda, Insecta, Coleoptera, Chrysomelidae. The record is from the annotation of a GenBank genome assembly.